This is a messenger RNA of Capra hircus (goat), 2588 nucleotides long. RefSeq names its product eukaryotic translation initiation factor 4H (gene EIF4H). The transcript is spliced from 6 exons. Bases 105 to 791 code for a protein of 228 amino acids. Gene Ontology annotation, molecular function: RNA binding. The record is from RefSeq and is a predicted model, not a curated record. NCBI's taxonomy places the organism in Eukaryota, Metazoa, Chordata, Mammalia, Artiodactyla, Bovidae.
GCGAUCAGGCGGCGCGGCGGACAGCCCGGGCGGCGGGGCGGGGGGAGUUAUAUUGCGGGGUCCUUCCUCGCUCACCCUGGUUCCUCUCGGAGCGGAGACGGCAAAUGGCGGACUUCGAUACCUACGACGAUCGGGCCUACAGCAGCUUCGGCGGCGGCAGGGGGUCCCGUGGCAGUGCUGGCGGCCAUGGUUCCCGCAGCCAGAAGGAGCUGCCCACAGAGCCGCCCUACACAGCAUAUGUGGGCAAUCUACCUUUUAAUACAGUUCAGGGCGACAUCGACGCUAUCUUCAAGGAUCUCAGCAUAAGGAGUGUACGGCUAGUCAGAGACAAAGACACAGACAAAUUCAAAGGAUUCUGCUAUGUAGAGUUUGAUGAAGUGGAUUCCCUGAAGGAAGCCUUGACAUACGAUGGUGCACUCUUGGGUGACCGGUCACUUCGUGUGGACAUUGCAGAAGGCAGAAAACAAGAUAAAGGCGGCUUUGGCUUCAGGAAAGGUGGACCAGAUGACAGAGGUUUCAGGGAUGACUUCUUAGGAGGCCGGGGAGGGAGUCGCCCAGGUGACCGGCGAACAGGCCCCCCAAUGGGAAGUCGUUUCAGAGAUGGCCCUCCCCUUCGAGGGUCCAAUAUGGAUUUCAGAGAACCCACAGAAGAGGAACGAGCACAGAGACCACGGCUCCAGCUUAAACCUCGAACAGUCGCAACGCCCCUCAAUCAAGUAGCCAACCCCAACUCUGCCAUCUUUGGGGGAGCCAGGCCCAGAGAGGAAGUCGUUCACAAGGAGCAAGAAUGAGCUUGUGGUGGGGAGGGAAUGGGGUGUGGGGGGCGUUCGCGCGAGACCACAGCCUGGCUCGCCCCCCGGACCGGCAGUCCUGCAGUUACCAUUCCUGCGCCUGACCUUUGUCCUCCUUUCUUACAACGGAAACACAGAGCUUGUGAGUGCAUGUCAGCAGUUAACAAGUGGUUUUUAGUACAUUCUUGGCUUUGCUGUAUCUGCCUAGUGCCUGUUUUGUGCUUUUUUUCUUCCCUGCCACUCCUUUCCCCUUUCCCUUCUGUCCUUCUCCCUCCCCGCUCCUUGUCUCCUUCCAGCACACAAGUUUCUCUAGAGGGGCAGAGGCGGCCGCCGUGCGGGAGCUCUCUGGGUUGGAGUGCUGCGUUUCUCUCCAUUGCUUUCGCCUUUUACUUCUGCCGCACUGGCCUUUUCCUUUGCCUUUUCUCAGUGCUUCUCUUCUGACCUGCAUGUCGAGUUCUGUAUUGCUGUGGCUUCCGAGGAAGAAAGCAAGUCCCACGUUGGAUAGCCCCUUGUUUUUAGUCAGCUGGGAUCAACAGACAGCCUUUGGGACACCUUGCUUUCAAAACAAGGAUAAAGUAUCUGUUGAUCUCUGCAGAUUCCUUCCUAUAACUAUUUAUAGGUAGUCCUGACUCCACUACCCGCUUCCCAGAUGGGCUGUUCACGCGGAAGAGGCUCACGUUUCAAACAGCAGAACCUGAGAGAAUGGUGUGAACUGUCGGUGGGGCGUGCACGCAGGAGGCAGACUCAGUGCCCUGCUGCGCUCGCGUGUUUUUAUCACUCUUCCAGCACUGUGUCCAGGCUGGUCUCCCUCGGGCACCAGCCGUGCUAGAGGCCCCUCUGUGGCUGGAUGUGGUGAACUGCCGUCCAGCUUCCUCUCCGCUGGGCACAGAGGUGCUUUGGGGGCCGCAGGGGGCGGCGCUGUGCUGGGCUCACCCCUGUGUGGACGCGGCUCCCUUUCAGACCCCCACUGUGUGUCCUGCCUCACUCUGUGCUUCUCUGUCCCCCAGCAUUAAGUCACAGUGAGAGCCUGUGCUUCCCACCGUCCCUUAAUUUUGGAAUGAAAAUGGGCCUAGGAUCUGGCACUUUACUCUCUCACUUGGUGAACUGAGAAUUUGACUAUGCAGAGCUGUCAGGUAACAGGGAGGUGGCCCAAGGUCACCAGGUCUCAGCUUCAGGACGUUCACUCCCACAUAGAGUGUUCAGCUCGCACCCAGGGCCGGGCAGCUAGGCAGCAGCUUUUGAGCUCAGACACCUAUGUGUGAACACAUUUUUCAGCACCCGAGUCCCAGUUCAUCCCACUGGGAGCAGUCCGGGCUCGGCUAGAGCCCCGGAAAAGAGAGACCCUCACCAGCAAGACUGGAGGGCCGGGGCAGCCGGGCCUGGGCGGCCCACUUAAGAAACAGCUCCUCGUUAGCUGCCGCCCUCGGCUUCUCCCUGUCCCCAGGUCUCAGCAAUUCACAGAACUCUGCCUCCUAUCCUUCCUUCCACCUGUCAUCUUUGCUUCUGAGAUAAGAACCAUUUGUGUAACACCAAUACUUACCUAAAGAAAGACAUGCAUUAUGUGGUUGUAAUCAAACCUGAUGCUUUCAGAUGACCUACUUACAUCUUCAAUGUGGAAAAGAUUAAGAACAAAACAAAUUCAUCUAAACUUCUGGGCAAUCCAGUUGACUUUUAAAUGUAAGAAUGGAAUUCCAAACACUUAACACAUUCAGCUAUAUGACGACAGAAAGUAAAUCUAUGGAUAUGGUAUUUUGUGAAUGAUCUUUUAAAUAAAAGAAAACCUUACGUAAUAUUUAA